GAAUCGUAUAAUACAAGAUCAAUAAGUCGAAAAGAUUUCGUCACGGUACGAGUUCAAGUUAAUCGUAAAACUUUUGUGUUCUCGUUGUCGUAAUAUUUUGUGUGGUGUGCUAUUGAAAUAUACAGUGUUUUAUGUAGAUGACGUUAAAAACAGACAUCUCCUAAUUAAGCGCGUGAUAAGUUAAUAACAGUAAAUAUAGCGAGAAGUCCGUAACAGGAUAGAUGAUUUCGUUCGUGUUACAUCGGGUGCAAGUAGAAAUGUCAGAUGCAUGAAUGAUCGCAGGACCUUGGACUUUUAAUUCUUAAACAGUGUACGACAGAAGGAAAUAUUUGGAUUGCUCUAAGCGAAAAGCUGAUUUUCUAGCGUCCAUUAUUUCUUGAAAAAAUGACGUACCACAUUCCGCGCUCUUACAAGUAAUUGCAAGUUAGACGACGUUCUGACAAUCAUCGGAAAAGUACAACUAAAUAAAAUAAAAAAUGAGUUCCGUCUGGAAACGAUUGCAGCGAGUAAAUAAGAGGGCUGCAAAAUUUCAAUUCACCGUCUCGUACCAUGAAGUCACUCUAGAAACAACAACGAAAUGGAAACCAAACAAAUUAAGCAUUGUGUGGACAAGACGUAGUAGAAGGGUUACUACUGAACCCUUAGAUUGGGAACCAAAUUUAAGUGAUCCACUGAAAGGUACUAUUGGCUGGGCUGUUCCUGACAAUCACACGAUUUCUGUAACGUUGUUUAAAGAUCCACGCACACACGAAUUAGAAGAUAAAGAUUGGACAUUUGUAAUUGAAGAUGUUUCUCCGACGGGUAAAAGGCGGCACGUGGCUGCUACAAAUAUAAAUAUGAAAAAAUAUGCGACCUUAGAAUCCACUCAACAACAACUUAAAUUAGAAUUAAAACCUACAUCCAAGAAAAUUGUUAAAGCUACAUUAGAAUGUACUUUAUCAUGUGUCUUCUUGAGAGAAGGCAAAGCAACGGACGAAGAUAUGCAGAGUAUGGCUAGUUUAAUGUCCGUUAACAAUAACAGCGAUAUUGCUCCCUUAGAUGAUUUUGAUAAUGAAGAUAUACCUGAGGAUGUUGAAGAGGUAUCUGUGAAAAAUCUUGAUGAAAUUUUAGAUAUUUCUGCACAACUUGAUCUAAUGACAAAUAGUCUCACUGAAAGUGAAUUACCUAGCACUCCAAUAAGUGUGGCAAGUUUAUCAAAGGACAAUGUUACGCCUGUAAAUGAUAAUGACCACUUUAUACGUGAUAUUAGUCUAACUGGAAUUAAUGAUUCCUUUAAAGAAAAGUCUCCCCUGAAGGACAAUGUCGCUGCUGAAAAUGAUAGAAACAUUGUACACAGCACGCUAAGAUUACCAUUGCAACCAUUAGAACUAACAAAGAAUGAUACCAGUACACCUAGAUUAAAAGAAAUUACACCAGGCCAGGAUUUAUUGGAAUGGUGUAAGGAUGUAACAAAAGGUUAUUCUGGCGUCAAAGUUACGAAUCUCACAACAUCUUGGAGGAAUGGAAUAGCAUUUUGUGCAAUCAUACAUCAUUUUAGACCAGAUCUUAUAGACAUAGAUUCAUUAUUAUCGCACGAUGUAAAAGGUAAUUGUAAGAAAGCAUUUGAUGCAGGAGAAGCCCUUGGCAUACCUAGAGUGAUAGAGCCAGCAGAUAUGGAUAUAUUAACUGUACCUGACAAAUUAGCUGUGAUGACAUAUUUAUAUCAGCUGAGAGCACAUUUCACUGGCCAUGAAUUAGAGGUACACCAGAUAGGUAAAACUACGGAUGAAUCUUCUUAUAUGAUUGGUAGAUUUAAUACAGACAAUAAUUCGGAUGUGAGUGUACAAUUGUUUGGUCAGGAAAUAAUUAAUUUACACAAGAAAGACCAAAUGGAGCAUAAAAAUAAUAAAAUAGACAACAGACGAUCGAACCCAUUCGAUAACAAAAAAGAGGAUAUUAAUAUUGAUUCUGUAAAAAAUAGAUUACAUUUAAGUUUGAACAUAGAGAAUCAGGAUCAUGAUCAAUGCAAUAAAGAUAAAUCACCAUCCAGUGUUAAAGAUGUAAAGGACAUUAUAUUAGCCAGCUCAAAGAGUAUUCUAGAAAAAGUGUUAUCGCCAACUAAAGAAAAAUAUUUAUCUAGGGAAAAGAGCAAAUCUCCACCGAGAGUACCACAAGUACAACGUCCUAUAUUAAUGACUCGUCGACAAUUAACAGAUCCAUUUGGAUCUGACGAGGAAGAGGAAAAUAUUCAAAUAAUCGACGAGAAAUGGUCUCAGUCAAUCUCAAUUAACAAAUUACAAACGCCAGUUCGUGAUGAUUCAUUAAAUACAACUGAGAAGGGAAUUCGUGAUAGUACUGAAUGUCAAAGUGUGUCAUCACCGCACGGCGAGCAACGUUCUCAACAUCCAUUAGUCAGUCGGCAUGAUGAAUUAAGAGAACGUGCAAGACAACUCUUAGAACAGGCCAGGAAUCAGACAAAGUCAGCUGGCCUUGUUUCUGCCGCCGCUAGUCCUAUCGAGAGUCAAAACGAUGACGAAAGGCAACAGCAGUUACGCGAAAGAGCGAGGCGUUUAAUAGCGGAAGUAAAAAUGGGUGUUAAUGUUACUUCGAAUCAAAUAAACGACGACAAUAAUAGUGACAGGCGAUCGAUAGAUGAUCAGAAUAAUAGCCCGAGACGUAGCAUGACACCGUCUACACCCGGUGAUAGAUUUAGUACAAAGUCUGAAUAUAAUGGAAAUAUAUUGGGAACUCCAAGUGUAAUAGAUGGUGAAAAAAAGACUGGUUCCCCUCUCUAUUCAUUUUCUAAGAUAAUAGAGAGAAUUUCACCAGAUAAAACUAGUCCUGAUGGUACCUCGUAUACUCUCAGAGGGUUGGGGAAGGAUAUGACAGCAUAUAUUCAAAACGAAUUAGAAGCAUUAGAACGAGAGCAGACCCAAAUAGAUAUUCAAGCUGGUAAACUUGAGAAACAACUUCGAACUGCUAUGGAAAGUGACAACGAAGAUGAAACUGAAAGACUGAUGUCUCUGUGGUUUACCCUCGUGAAUAAAAAAAAUGCACUUCUCAGAAGGCAAAUGCAAUUGAAUAUAUUGGAAAAGGAAGACGACUUAGAACGUCGGUUUGAACUUUUAAAUCGCGAAUUAAGAAGCAUACUUGCAGUAGAAGAUUGGAGGAAAACUGCUGAACAAAAAAUGCGAGAGAACUUACUUUUAGAAGAAUUAGUUUCUAUCGUAAACAAAAGAGACGAGUUAGUCCAUCAUCUUGAUACACAAGAAAGAGCUAUUGAAGAUGAUGACGAAAUAGAACGUGAUUUAUCUAGAGCUGGAUUAGCUCAACGAAAUAAAAAUUGCGUGGUACAAUGAAAAUUUAAUUCUCGACCCUCCUUGUUACAGUAGUAAAUUACAGGUAAUUCAUUUAAAUUAAAUAGUUCACUUUUUUUUAAAUAUAUAAAUAAAACCUUCAAACUUAAAAAUUUAAUAAAAAACAAAUGUUGACUCUCAGAAUACUAUCUUUAAAUAAACUUCUGCUAUAAAAAAUGCGAUGAAAGUAUUAAUCAGUUUAAGUCGUAAAAAUAUAAAUUAAUACUGUACUAAAAAUAGCAAUUAUAGGUAUGGCUCAUUUUGCUGUGGAGUCGCCAAAGAAAAUACAAAAUUUUCCUUGACAAUGAAGUCAGGACUUUCAUAAUCUGGGAGAUACUAAUAUUUAGAAAUUUAUUUUGUACUAUGAAUGAUAUACCAGUUGUGCGAUCAGUGUUCCAUGUUUAUACAAAUUCAUUAUUAAGAAUUGUAUUGAUACACUUUCACUCCUCGUAUUGAAGCUAAAUCGAAAUUGAGAUCUGUUUCAUCAGAGGGAAAUAUCAUAAUUAAAAUUUGUUCUAGCGUUGUGAACGUUGUGAAAAGUUACUUUAGGAAAAAUCAAUUUCAAUUUAUAGCAAUACGAAGUGACUAAAAAUAACGGAGCAGAACAGCCAUUAUUCCAUUAAAACAUCAUAAAACAACUAAUUAACAAUUCUUUUGUGCAUUAAUAAAUACAUGAUUAUGGAAGCUUCCUAAUUUAAAUAAGGUGCUGAAAUCUCUAUAUAAAUUAAAAAAAAAAACUAUACAAGGGAAGUGUUGCGAUAUAUAGUAUAUCACUUUUAUAGUUCUCGAUUAUUAUGCAUUAUAUUCAUGACAUAAAACGCGUAUAAAUUGGAUGUACUUAAAAAAUCAUAGAUCACUUGUAGGAAAAAAAUUAACUAUGUCAAAGUAGCGUAGAGAGAAUAUUUCGAUCCAAUAAGUCGAUAAACUUCGGCGAUGAGAUUUAAUGAAGCAUAGUAUUCAUUUUGUCAUCUACAAUAUAAAAAAACUACUGUUCAUAAACCAUAUUUAUUUUGAUUGUGCCAUAUAUAAAUAUCCUAAUUUUUUAGGAAAAUUAUUAUACUCAUUUACUCCUUUGUAAAAUACUUGCCAUUUUAGAAAGGUGAUAUAAUAUGCAAUUUUGUCCUAUGGUGUACUGAUUAUUUAUUAUUGAGUUUGAUGUUAAUGUGCUUAAGGCCUAAUCCAUUUCGGAUAUUCUUAGACAUGUAUAAAAGUUUGCCACAUGAUUUCUUUUCAAAGUAACAAAGAAAUUAAUCUGUUUGUAUAAAUUAAUAUCGUUUAGUGAUAUAUAUGGAAAACAAUUAUUCCAGAGGCGAAUUUCGAUACAAAGAUAAAUCAACAAAUAAUAACAAUUUCCUUAGAAGAUUGAACAAAAAUAUGAAGAAUUAUAUACAUGUAUUAUACUUUUCAUAUUAUUUAUGUAUAUCACCUCAAUCGGUAGUUUUAUUUUAUAAUACAUUAUUUUAAUAAUUUGUUGAUUUAUUCACACAAAUUUUAGAGAAAAAAAAACAAAACAUUUUAAUAAUGCGACACAAGUUAUAUUACCGAAAUGUGAUUUCAAAACAUUAAACGAAACAUAGGUUAAAUAUUAGUCUUUCUGAAAUUUACUCCUACUAUAUUUUUAGACAAAUUACAUUGUUUCAAGUGUUUUAGUUAUUUUAUUCUACUCGUUUGUCUUUGAACAUUGUCGUUGACAUAGUGUUCUGAAUGUUAAGACAAACCGUGAAUGAGUAAUUGUGGGAUGACUUAGGAAUAAGUAUGCAGUGUAAAAUUUGCACGAUUUUUUUUGUAAAAUAAAAUGUUCUUUUUCCUUUGAACGGUGUAAA
Hylaeus volcanicus is the source of this 5158-nucleotide messenger RNA. It is a transcript of the gene Ehbp1, whose product is annotated as EH domain-binding protein 1. The transcript has 17 exons. Gene Ontology annotation, molecular function: protein binding. The record is from RefSeq and is a predicted model, not a curated record. Lineage: Eukaryota; Metazoa; Arthropoda; Insecta; Hymenoptera; Colletidae. The coding region runs from base 477 to 3338 and encodes 953 amino acids.